AUGGGCGCGAGCACGACCGCGCGCGUCCUGGUGAUCGUCGCGCUCAUCGUCGCGCUCAACGUCGCGUUGAUCUACCUCGUCGGGCGGGCGAAGAUUCGCAGCAACGAUCGACUGAAGCGGCUGUUCAACAACGAGACGUUGGACACGCUUCGCAUCGGUGUCGCUGUUACAGCCGACGAGAUCAAUCCGGCGGACAGACAGUUUCUGCGCAGCGAAGUGGUGACCCGGUGCAUGCAGGCUCUCGUGUUACGCUCCAUGCAACUGAGCGGUUUCGCCGAUCUGGCGAUGUCGCUCGGCGCCGCGAGGAACAUACGCGCCGACAUCGAGCGCGCGCGUCGUCGCUUGGACGACAACACCGGCGACUCCGCGGACGCCAACGCCGAUCCGCGCGUACACACCGACGGACUGUACGAGUACAUACCGCACGACAGUCUGAACGUCUCGCUGAACGAUCUGCCGGGCUACGAGGAGCAGCACGCGCAGUUGCUGAACGCCUAUUUCGUGAUCAACGACGAGCCGGAGAGCGCCCUGUUGGCGGACGAGACGAUGGAGCGACGACCGAGCACGCGGGCCGGUGCGAAUGUGAUUCUGUACGGACCACCGGGCACCGGUAAAACUGCGGCCGCUCGAGCAGUGACCCGGUCGCUCGGUUUGAAUCUGAUGUUCGUCAACGCGGAGAACCUGCUGUCGGCCUACCGCUCGGAGACCGAGAAGAACCUGCGCUCGCUGUACCGGAAAAUGCGCGCUCUCGUUCGCACCACCGGUCGCAACGUGGUGCUGCUGCUGGACGAGGUAGGCGGACUGGUGAAGAAUCGCAGCGGUGCCGUGACCAGCGGCGAACUUCGCGCGCUUCAAACGCACAAUCGUGGAACCGUCGCGCCUGCGGAUCGUUACUUCGAACGAUCCGACACCACGUACGAGGACUUUGUGACCGAACGCCUGGCGAUGCGAGGCGACGACGACGCCGCCGUCGGUGGCGAUCGCGACGAUCGAGAGAUACGCGUGACUCUGCCGUUGCUGUCGUACACCGAGAUACUGGCGCACGUGGCGCGUUACGAACCGGUGACACUGCUCGACAAGUACGGCGAGUACGAUACGCCGCCGGUGCGACGGGACGGGAACGAUGACCAGGAUGGGUGA
This is a messenger RNA of Harpegnathos saltator (Jerdon's jumping ant), 1140 nucleotides long. Its product is annotated as AAA ATPase forming ring-shaped complexes-like. NCBI's taxonomy places the organism in Eukaryota, Metazoa, Arthropoda, Insecta, Hymenoptera, Formicidae. The record is from RefSeq and is a predicted model, not a curated record. The transcript is spliced from 3 exons. Bases 1 to 1140 code for a protein of 379 amino acids. Gene Ontology annotation, molecular function: ATP hydrolysis activity; ATP binding.